GUGGAGGGCUAGUAAGACCUGGUUAAGACAACUCGGACGCGUUGUAAUAUGCCGUCUGCACUUGCGAGUCAGUUGGCCGCAUCUGCAUCUCUAAAUGCAUCUCUUCUCGACGCUCACACCAACAAACGGAGACGGACAGAAUCAUACCUUUUCACUGGUCGAGAUGCCGACGUUCAUGACCUCGACUCGAUCCAUGCACUCGCCAGCAAUGCCUUCGCGCAAUUGUCCUCAUUGUCUCCUGCUUUUACUGCGCGAACCAUAAAAUUGGCUUCAGAUGGGUCUUCUCUGUCUGUGGACUUUGACCAGACUUUAUUUUCCGAGGCUGCAAGGGAUGUCGACCGCACUAUGCAAUCUCGGGAAGUAAACACGAACCUCGAUCGCACGCUGAAUGCAUUUCUAUCAUUGUUAGGACCGUGGCUCAUGGAGGCACCUACAAGCAAAGUAUUAGAGUGGCUGGUCAGGAGAUUUCGCAUCAAUGAAUUCAAUGUCGAUGCAAUUCUUUCCCUCUUUUUCCCUUAUCAUGAAUCCCCGCACUUUGUCAAAAUGCUCUCGAUCUUACACAUAUCCUCUUCUUCCAUCUUUUCAUUUCUGCUACCAUUUAAAUCUGCAGCAAUGCCUCUCGCACGGAGCUCGAUGGUCAAAGCCAUGGCUGCCAAUCAAGCGGUGGCAAGAUUUAUCGCAUCAUUACUUCCAACUGCGAUGAGAGGCUCAUGUUCUCAUCGUACACUCGUGGCUUUCAAUGCGGCCACAAUGCACGACUAUAUCGCAUCUUCGUCGGCUCUAGAUGAAGGCAUCGUCGCGUUUCUGCUGUCGGCUCUCCUCGCGCCGUUUCAGACUAGUCACAAUGAUGCCAAUGCAACUGCAAGUCUCCCAAGUACGAUGCCUUAUUACGUACUGCUUUCCACACUCUCGCAUAAAGUUUCACUGUCAUCUGCUGCCGUGGCUGCUAUCGUUGGAGCAAUGGCCACUUCAGCUGCUCCAAAGGGCAAACGGGAUACGAAGGACAACAGAUCUAGCGAACAAUUUAUCAAAGUCGCAAUUGCAGUAUGCUCACCUCAAGAGGAGCUUGGGGCUUUUCACGCCAGUACAGGGAAUUUAUGUCUAAAGAUUCCCACAUUUACGGAAGAACUUCGAAGUGCAGUUCAAUUUGUUGGAGCGGAAAAGUUUAUCUUGCCGCUCCUUGAAUGUCUCAAGCCCCGACUCGAGGAGCCAGCUGUUUCCUCUCUUUACGCUGCAAUUCUUAGUGCCACGGGUACCCCUCUGAGACUGCUUGAGCGUUUGGUGUCCUCGCUCAUACGGCUAAUUCUCGCUGGCAGCGACGAAGAGUCCGUCGCAACUUCAACGGCUAAUGCUGCACGUGCUCUUUUGUCUCUCGUUCAUCAACGUCACGUUGAUAUUCUUCGUGAUGCCGUGGGUGAAAUUAUUGACGAAGGAGAGAGCGAGCACGAAGGCGACGAUCAGCGAACGAAAAAGAAAGAGCGGAAGAAGAAAGCGGACGAUUUGAUGAUCUCAUUCUCAGUGAGUCAUCCGUGGGCUCAAAGCACCGAUGUCAACGAGAUUGUUGUUGCUUCAACAAGCUCCACCAAAGAGGCACGCGUUGGAGCUGUUGAACGGCUGUACAAAAUUUUGCAAGGGGAGUUGACGCUCGAGGCAUCUGAUAGGGCCUCAAUACAGUCAGCUCUGCUCGCUCGCGUCUACGAUAUGCACGCUGGAGUUCUCCACGUGCUGUACUCUUCACCUGAAGUAUUUCUCUCGACGAUUAUUCCAGGACCCACCAGCUCGCGCUGUUCUUAUGCACACGUUGCUUUCCUCGCCGGUCAUUUUAGCAAGACUUACCCGGAGUUAUCACAAGCCGUACAAGAACGCGUACUAUUUCCGUACCUGCUUGCCAGCAAACCAAAGUUCAGGACCUGCGCGGGGAGUAAGGAUGAGGAUAACGACGAUGCAGACGUGGACAUAGAAAAAAUUUGCGAGGUGAAUCUCGAUGUGGCAGCCAAAAUUGCAGAGAACAUCCUUGCUUCCAAUGACAGUUCAAGCGAUAUUUCCCUCAUUCUCUUUAAGUUGCAUGACCCCCUUGCCGCACGGAGGCUCAAUGACGGUACACUGGGCAUGAAAGUCGCGACAAAGCCUGGAGGAAGAAUCACCGUGAUGUUUCUUCAGGCGUCCAUAUUGGCGUUGAUCCCGGCUGUUCGGCUAGUUGACGCACGUACACCUACUUGGAUUACAACUUCAUUGAGUGAUUUGCCAUCUGAAAAGAAGAGCAUUGAAGACCGCUACGUUGUUCUCAUGCAAAACCUAUACGCUGUCGCUGUCGCUUCUGGAAAUGCCAGCUCCAUCGCAGUUAUCUACUCAUCUCAUCCAGUCACUCUUCCUAAAUCUGAGAGAUACUUCUCUUAUGUUCUUGCUUGGCAUGCCUUCUUGCAGCGAUCUCCAGCCUUGGAGCGCGUGCGAACCCGUGCUCUCUUGCAUGCUUUAGCGUUCUUACGCGGGCACAACUCUGACAAUGCUGUCGACUUUCAGACGGUAUUGCCUUCGUUCAUAGCGGUGCUCAUGGAUGCGCGGACGGACAAGCAAGGACGUACUUUGAUAUUCGAGUGUAUCUCGGUAUUGGCGUCUACCUCGGAGAGGAAACAUGUCUAUGGGCUGGACACUAUAUACGGAGCAGAGUCCACGCACCUUCAAUACCUUGACGCAAAGGAUCUCGAGACCUAUUUGAAGGCUCUCCUCGAAUCUCCGCACUCUCCUUGCGCAAGACGGCAAUUAUAUCAAAGUAUUCCACCAACAACACUUUGCCUACUGCUAGUGCAAAGUAUAUACAGGCGCCGGGUGAUCUGUUACUUGCUGUCGCACGCGGUCACUCAUCCAGUGCCCGAAGCUCGCAUAUACAUCAUGUCCUCUGUCGAGGACGUAUCAGACACUGCAAGAUCGCACAUGGUGAUAUCUGCCAUGGAGACAUUGGCUAAGGACCCAGCUCCCAUCUCAAAAUUAUUCGGCGUCAACCUUCCACCGGUACACCGCUCUCAUUUGAAUGCGGGCCCUGAAAAUUCAGUUUGGCAGGUCUUCGGUUUGGCAUUGCAAACAUACUUCAAGCCAAAUGCAAUCGCUGCAGUUAGGAAACUGUUUUCAGACGCGUUAGAAGAGAGACUUUUUGUGCAUCUCGACAUGACACGGCAAGCUCAAAUUUGCGACAUCCUUUUGUCGGCAGGAUCGCUGGGAAAUGAAGUGUAUGCGUGCGCGAAGGAGCUUCUGAGCAACCUUCUCCAGGACGUCCAUCUGAUCAAUCAUCUGCUCGUGGUUUAUCAACCUAAUGGAGCUCAGUCGGAUACUCCUGCCAGUAAACGUGCUAAGCUCGCUAACUCGUCUCACGGAAAUGUCGAGGAAAAAAUGUCGUUAUUCACUUUCCUUGCUGAAGUUCUUGGAACGAAGGAACUUCCUGGGUCGCUUGACCUUCUAACACAGCUCCUUGACACUCUUGGCAAGAUUAUCCAUUACGACUCGCCGAUUCCAUCCGAUACGAGCUAUCCUUGCCAGAUGCUAAUGGCUGCUGUGGAACAAGCAGCGAGCAAAAUCACGGAGCCUCCUGCUAGACCCAUACGAUUAGACAUACUUUAUCGGAAAAACCCACAAACGUUCCAUCAGGCACUCCUCCUCAUGGCAAGUCUGGCUCGACUCACGCCUGAUUCGGUGCUUCAUAACAUCAUGCCUAUUUUCACAUUCAUGGGCACCAAUGUGUUCCAUCGCGACGACUCGUACAGUUUCAAGGUGGUACAAAACACUAUCGAGAAUAUCGUUCCUGUCAUGGUGGAGUUCUUGCGGAUCUUCACAGACGCAUCCAACCAUAUCCCACGUCAUCGUCGACAAAACUUUUUCAUACACCUCGCCGAUGUGCUUGGGCCUCAAGAAUUCUUGGCUCCAGUUUGCAUGUCGCUGGUGGACAGGGUGGCUAAUCGGUUAGGACUUCCAAUAUCCCUGCUACGGCCAUUUCCCCCGAGAGUUCUUAAAGAAGUGUUGCGGGAAGCAAAAAGGCUUAUUUCGCUCGAUGAUGAGCACUCUGCGAGAUCGUCCACUAUCAUCAAGCGACGUGCUCAGGCGCUGAUUAUGUUUGUCGGUUAUGCCAUCACACCCACGCCUUCCACCGAUAUCUCAAGGGGCGACAACGCAACAACGGAACUUGUCUCUCUUUUGGCGACAGCCAACAUUUCAGACAUCGUGCCAGUCACACAGCAGACCACGUCAAAAGUGAUGAAUGCCAUCGGAGCAGCAGACUUCCUGAACGGAGCUUUAGUCAUGCUGCAAUCAGAUGAGACUAGGAUCAAAGCUGGUGCUCUUGAAAUCCUCGCAGAGAGAAUACCCAAAGUUACAGAAGCAGUCCGUCGCGAACAACAGAAGACUGCUAUAUCGAUUAUCGAUUGCAUUCAGGACGUCGUUUCUCGCCAGUCAGCCGGUGUACUAGUCAAUUCAGCACUCAAUGCUUUGAGAGCGAUCGGUUCCUCCAUUUGUCCUGGCGAGGAGUCAGCGUUGGUAUCUACUGUCCCUUCUGUCAUCAAAAUCACUGUGUUACCGUGUUAUGUAUCCUCUCUUGGACCUCGGCUUAUACCUCACUUCCGAGAGAUUGCACAAGAGUGUACAUCAGUCCUCCAAGAGGGAUUGAGUGGCAAAAUGGCGCAAUCUUCAGUCGAUGGCACAAUCUCUACCCUACAAGGCUUGGUAUCGACGCUUCCCGCUUUCUACGGUGCUGCAGAACUUAGGGGCAUCGUCAAACUCCAUCUGGAAUACUCUGUCACAUUGAAUGGACCCAUGACAGGUUUGAUGAAAGCUAUUGCAAAGAAGAUUCCAAGCAACAUGCUACUACCGGUGCUCUGCGAUCUGUGGCCCGAUUUGGAAAAAUCUCAGAAAAAGGAACAUGUUGAUGGACUCAUCGCCUUUUUUGUCUUUUUCAAACGCAGUCUUCGGGUAGCUCGACGUCCUGACAUCCAAGAACAUAUCCGUUCAAUUUUCUCAGUAUUCCUCGACGGCUUUGGCGUGAACAUGAAGUCUACGACUGGUUCCAGAGAUGUGAGUCUCUUGGUAGUGACUUGCGGUGAGACUAACCGGUGCCAGGGAGAACCUCAUAGUCAUUUCGGCAUUCUUGGAACUUGUUGUGAAACUUCAACUGAGACGGCCUUCAGACCGUUGUUCCGUCGUUUGUAUGACUGGGCAUUUGCAACUGAGAGCGAAAACAUUGAGCGUAAGGUCACGUUUUGUCACAUGUACUCUGCCUUGUUGGAUUAUUUCAAGGGCUUGAUGAACCCUUACAUGUCGAUGCUUCUGCAAGCUUUGUGCGACAUAUUGGAGUCUUUGGCCGCAGGGUCCAUUCAAAACCCGUCUCUAUGGUUGUCGACAGUCGAGACCCUCACAAAGAGUUUCGAAAAUGACGAUGGUGUGUUCUGGCGUGACGACAAACUGGCCUCGGUAGCGAAGCCUAUGAUAGCGCAAUCCAUCAACCUUGACUUGCUCAUGCACACUCGCGCAGAGGAUGCUCGUGAGCGCAUAUUCGCUCUGUCCUGCUCAGAAGCCCUCUGGCGCGAACAGGGUGGGAAGCUCAUUGGUUUCGUAGCAGAAACCGCUACGUUCAUUAGUGAGUGUGCUGAGGACGAGAACGACAGCGUCGUCCGUGAGACACACAAACUUAAGAAUGCAGUUGAAGGCGUGGCCGGGAGCAUCAGUGGAUUAUGAUCAUGCAUCCAUUCUGGAUUGAUUUUGAAAGGGUGUACGCUCGAUAGAUGUUAGCUAGAUGACGUGGUAGUCAAUACUAGUCAUGUUUUGCAUCUAGUCAUUUACCUGAUCGAACAAAGUUGAAGUACUAAUUAUUAUAUGUAGUGCCUGAGUUA
Molecule: messenger RNA, 5870 nt
Organism: Suillus subalutaceus
Lineage: Eukaryota; Fungi; Basidiomycota; Agaricomycetes; Boletales; Suillaceae
Exons: 39
Coding region: 49-5715 (1888 amino acids)
Biological process (GO): positive regulation of transcription by RNA polymerase I; maturation of SSU-rRNA from tricistronic rRNA transcript (SSU-rRNA, 5.8S rRNA, LSU-rRNA)
Cellular component (GO): 90S preribosome; t-UTP complex; small-subunit processome
Molecular function (GO): snoRNA binding
Source: RefSeq, a predicted model, not a curated record